Molecule: messenger RNA, 1515 nt
Organism: Oppia nitens
Lineage: Eukaryota; Metazoa; Arthropoda; Arachnida; Sarcoptiformes; Oppiidae
Gene: MESK2
Product: protein NDRG3-like
Exons: 2
Coding region: 260-1474 (404 amino acids)
Biological process (GO): signal transduction
Cellular component (GO): cytoplasm
Source: RefSeq, a predicted model, not a curated record
UGUAUAAGUGUUAUGCAGUGAACGCCAUUUGCCAAACAAAAAACACAAACAAACAAAACAUUGGUUUCCAUUGCAAUAGUAAUAGCAAUGAAUUCAAUAUAAAUGAAUGGAUUUAACCAUCGAUUGAAUUGAAAGAUAAAAACAAACAAAAGUAUUGCUAUUAUUAGUAUAUUAUCACCGGUUUUAUCAAAUUAUAAGACAUAAAGAAGAAGAAGAAGAAGAUUAAGACUUUUUAUUCAACAAAAAAUAAAUAAAAAAAAUGGAUUUAUCGUCAAUCGAGUUGACAAAUGUCGAGUCUUCAGCACCGCUGAUGCGAUCGCUCAGCAAAAGCGAAUCGCUGUUUACCGAAGAACGAGUGGACACCGAGUUUGGUCAGCUAUGUGUUGCCCAACAGGGCGCCGACCCGAGCCUACAGAAGCCGAUUAUCCUAACCUAUCACGACUUGGGUCUCAAUAGUGUAUCCAAUUUUCAGGCCUUUUUCAACUACAUCGACAUUAAGCUAUUGCUCCAGAGUUUCUGUGUCUAUCAUCUGAACGCUCCCGGUAUGGAGGAAUCGGCUCCACCGCUACCCGACAACUAUGUCUAUCCGACAUUGGAUCAGAUGGCACAACAGGUUCACACUGUUUGCAAAUACUACAACAUCAAGUCGUUCAUCGGUUUCGGUGUUGGCGCCGGCGCUAACAUACUGUGCCGCUAUGCACUGACCAACCCGGACAAAGUGGACGGUCUGUUUCUGAUAAACCCGACAUCGACGGCCUCGGGUUGGACUGAAUGGCUGUACCAGAAGGUCAACAUCUAUUAUUUGGGCUCAUUUUCGCCUCCAUCGGCGGCCGCCGACACCAACGGUUCGCAAUUCCCGUCGUGGACACAAAACUACCUCAUGUGGCAUCACUUCGGCAAACUAACCGAAGACCGAAAUCGUGAUCUGGUCGAAACCUAUCGCAAAUAUUUUACCGGCAAAUCGAUGAACGCACGCAAUCUAUCGCUGUUUACCGAUUCGUAUAUCAAACGAACCGAUUUGAAUAUAACGCGCGGCGGCGACAAAAACGAUCAGUUCAAGUGUUCAGUACUCGUUCUAUGCGGUUGUCUAUCGCCGCACGUGGACGACACGGUUACUAUGAACUCGCGUCUCGAUCCGGCCAACUCAACCUGGAUGAAACUAUCUGACUGUGCAAUGGUUCUCGAGGAACAACCGGCUAAAGUAUCCGAAGCGUUUCGUUUGUUUCUCCAGGGUUUGGGCUACGCCCUGACCGCCUACGAACGUCGCCGAUCAUCUCUGCGCAAAAUGAGUACAUCAAGCGGUGAUGCCAUCAAUGGCAACAACAAUCCAGUCAUCAAUGGAUUCCAACUGAACGGUGACGACACUAGUAGUCGUAAAAACUCGAUCGACGAAGAGGUCGGUAACGAUGAUGAUGGCAAUGAUGGCAAACCCAUACACAUUGUCGAGAAUCCAAUAGUAGAGGCUUCUUGUUAGGUGUCGUUCCCCUCUCAUCCAAUCCACUCAACCCCUACUGA